Messenger RNA from Camellia sinensis, 775 nucleotides. Lineage: Eukaryota; Viridiplantae; Streptophyta; Magnoliopsida; Ericales; Theaceae. The record is from RefSeq and is a predicted model, not a curated record.
AGUACCCUACUCACUACCCCGAGCUUACAGAGGUUUUAGUACUAAGGAGAAUUGCGCACUGCUCUCUUCCUGUUUGCUCUCAAAAUGCUCCAACGUUCAGCGAUGUUUCUCUGUAGAUCGCUUUCCAGACACCCUUUUCAUCGAUCUUCAAUACCCACUUCUUCUUUUACCUUCAAAUCACUCACAGCUUUCUCAAACCAAUGCGUUUCAGACUCAUUUUCGUCUCAAAAUUCCAUGAAAAUUCGUCAUUUUCUUCGCCCAACAAGCUCAAACUCUGCAACCCAGUUGGGGAUUUUCCAGAUUACGAGGCAAUACUGUGUUGAUACGAGCAAAGUGGUCGACGAGAUCAACCUUAAGUUCGCAGAGGCAAGGGAGGAGAUAGAGACGGCCUUGGAUUCCAAAGAAACUGUGUAUUUCGAUGAGGAAGCUUUGUGUGCUCGGGACGCGGUUAAAGAAGUUCUGGACAUGUAUGAGGGGUUGCUAGCAAAGUUGCCAGAGAAGGAAAAGGGUGCAAUACAGAGGUCUAUGGGGCUCAAGAUUGAGCAAUUGAAGGCUGAGCUUGAACAAUUGAAUGAUUCGUAGUGAGGUUUGUUGAUUCAUCUGAGUUUUGUCAUAUCUUGAUUCGAGUUCAUUGAUUUUUAUGUUUGAUGUUGUAAGUUUCGUGGUUGAGGAUCGAAUUUAUUUGUUGUUUACAAUAAUGGUAAUUUAUGAUUCUGCAUUAGAGAUGGUAUUUAACAAUGCUAUUUGAAGAUUUUGGUGUUGUUUUUAUUGGAAA